Salmo salar (Atlantic salmon) is the source of this 1206-nucleotide messenger RNA. It is a transcript of the gene hoxc9aa, whose product is annotated as homeobox protein HoxC9aa. The record is from RefSeq and is marked provisional. Gene Ontology annotation, cellular component: nucleus. Gene Ontology annotation, biological process: anterior/posterior pattern specification; regulation of transcription by RNA polymerase II; DNA-templated transcription. Gene Ontology annotation, molecular function: DNA-binding transcription factor activity, RNA polymerase II-specific; RNA polymerase II cis-regulatory region sequence-specific DNA binding. NCBI's taxonomy places the organism in Eukaryota, Metazoa, Chordata, Actinopteri, Salmoniformes, Salmonidae.
GAUAACUCGCGCAUUGAUCCACUGUGCAAUUUUUGUGUGGCAAAAUAUAAUCACGUGUUGCUAAGGCAGCCAAUUGCAGCUGGGGAAGCUUUGAGAAAUAAUUACCUGCGUUGAUUGUUCUAUGGGUAGAUAAAAAAAAAAGUACACACACUCCAUAUAAUAAUCGGAUGCAUGUACAAGAGAACGGAACCAUCGACAUGUCGACCACGGGUCCCAUAAGUAAUUAUUAUGUGGAUUCCUUGAUACACCAUGAAAGCGAUGAUGUUCUUGCGGCUCGAUUCUCGGCUCCUGUUUCGCACUCCACCGGCCCUCGUCCAACGUCCCUUAUACCGGAGUGUGGUGACUAUCCGUCCUGCAGCUUUUCCCCGAAACCACCCGUGUUUACUACCUCUUGGGCCCCUGUUCACUCCCAGUCCUCAGUGGUUUACCACCCAUACAGCCACCAACCUCAUUUAGGAACGGACUCAAGGUAUGUGCGGUCAUGGCUAGAGCCGAUCUCGGGGACUAUGUCCUUCCCUGGCUACCCAGCCAACGGCAGACACUAUGGGCUGAAGCCCGACGCCUUCCAGGAGCAUCGAGCCGGUGACUGCCUCGCCUCCAACGGACGCAACUACACGGAUUAUCUCUACUGCACCUCCGCUGACAUUCGAGAAAAGAACCAAACGAACAUCCCUUCUCCCGAGACCGAGCUUUUGGCUUCCGGAAAGCAUAAAGACGAGAAGCCAGAAUUAGACCCAAAUAACCCAGUGGCAAAUUGGAUUCACGCGCGUUCUACAAGGAAGAAGAGGUGCCCUUAUUCAAAAUACCAGACUCUCGAACUUGAAAAGGAGUUUUUGUUCAAUAUGUACCUUACCAGAGACCGUCGAUACGAGGUGGCAAGAGUCCUCAACCUCACUGAGAGGCAGGUCAAAAUAUGGUUCCAGAAUCGGCGGAUGAAGAUGAAGAAAAUGAACAAGGAAAAAACCGACGCCAACAAAGAGCCAUAAUAAAGGAAUGGUUACAAAAACGGCAAUAUACAAAAACAAGCAUCAAACAACAGUAAAAUAACCACUAUUGCCAUGGACAACAACAAAGAUAAACCAAAAUACAUUAUGCUCACUUCUUAAUGUUGGAUUUUGGGUUGGAUUUAGUUUUUGCAUUAACCCCACCUUCCAUGUUUGUUGCUAAAUAUUUUUUGUUUUAUACCUUCUCCUUUCUUUGUCCAGU